UGCUGCCCUACCCUACAUCACCGGAGCGUUGGCGAAGGCCCACUAUGGAAUCCGCAUGCGCAAUAUACCUCUUCACGCUCCCCUUUCAAAGCGACUGACAUACGAGCCGCAGCAGUACGCUCAACGAGGGAUACGCGACUGUGAUGCUCUAUUUAAAAUGAUCUUUGCAUGUGGUGGAUCCCUACAAUAAAUUGAACUUAAGCCAGACACCGCCUUCCAUGUCCACACCUAUAAAAAAAUAGAAGACGACGAUUUGUGUGACCUUGUGCUGAAUGUCAUUUUAAAAGGAUUUUGAUCUCUACGCGAGACAGCAAGACCGGCUUAAAGAUGGAAACCAUCACGCACGUCAUCAAUGACACUGUGGAGUUCUACAAAUGGAGCCUCACCAUUUCAGACAAGCGUGUGGAGAAAUGGCCCCUGAUGGACUCUCCUCUCCCUACGCUGGCCAUCAGCUCAACCUACCUGCUCUUCCUCUGGUUGGGGCCCAAGUACAUGAAGAACCGUGAGCCUUUUCAGCUUCGAAAGACCCUCAUUGUGUACAACUUCAGCAUGGUCAUCCUCAAUUUCUUCAUUUUCAAAGAGCUCUUCCUUGCUGCGCGGGCAGCAAAGUACAGCUACAUCUGCCAGCCAGUGGACUACUCAGACGACCCCAAUGAAGUGAGGGUGGCUGCAGCACUGUGGUGGUAUUUCGUUUCAAAGGGAGUGGAGUACCUGGACACGGUCUUUUUCAUCCUGCGUAAGAAGUUCAACCAGGUCAGCUUCCUGCAUGUGUACCACCACUGCACCAUGUUCACACUUUGGUGGAUCGGAAUCAAAUGGGUGGCCGGUGGACAAUCUUUCUUUGGUGCACACAUGAACGCCUCCAUCCACGUCCUCAUGUACCUCUACUAUGGGCUGGCAGCCUGUGGACCGAAGCUCCAGAAAUACCUUUGGUGGAAGAAGUACUUAACCAUCAUCCAAAUGGUCCAGUUCCAUGUCACCAUUGGCCACACUGCUCUGUCCCUCUACAUCGACUGCCAGUUCCCUCACUGGAUGCACUGGGCUCUGAUGGGCUACGCUAUCACCUUCAUCAUUCUCUUCGGAAACUUCUACUACCAGACCUAUCGCCGUCAGCCCAGACGUGAUGCCCCCUCCAAGGCAGGCAAGUCCGUCUCCAACGGGGUUCCCAACGGAGCCAUCCUGGCGAGUAACGGAGUGGCCGGGAAGCUGGAGGAGAAGCCUGUGGAGAAUGGCAGGCGAAAGAGGAAGGGUAGGGCGAAGCGUGACUAGACUGUGAGGGAGAGAGAGAGAGAGAGAGAGAGAGAGAGAGGAGAGGGCGGGGCCGGUUUCCCUGUGGACUCCCGGUUGACCACAGCGUUAGAGAGGGUUGGUUGGUUGGUUGGUUGGUUGGGAUGUGGUGUCAAACCACUCACUGGUUAUGAUGUAGGACUUCAAAAGGGAACCAGCUGGUAUGUUGAAGCUGAAAUUGAAGGGGUGCUGGGUUUGGUGGGUGGGGCAUAUACAGCCUGGUUAAUUGUAGUCAAAAGAUUUCAUGUCAUUUAUCAUUGCAGAAAAAUCAGGUGUUCCCUUACUGUACAGCCGUUGGUUUUUGUGUUUCGUGUUAGGGCCCUGCUGUACAGGGACUGGAACCCGUACCAUCAGACAUUCAUAUGUAGGGUCUAAAUCCCUCACAAUCAACUCACAUUAUGCCCCGCUAAUCGACCAGUGUUUGGAAUUUCGUUUGAUUUACAAUUUUAAGUGUAUGCCUUUUUUUUUUUUACAUCCAACAUACCUGUUUUGUCUUUAUGCGAUCAAUCAUGUCUUGUUAUAUUAUGUUAGACUGUGUGUGUGUGUCCUCUUAGUGAGACUCUGAGAUUGACAGCUUGUUUGUUUACAUUAUUUCUGGGAACACUCAUUUUACUGGAAUAUGAAUUCUAAAAUGAUGGCUUCCCCUGUAAUAUCGCCCUUCUGUUGGGGCUGUGUUGUCUACUAGUUUUACCAAGUCAGCUUAUAUCUUUGAAAACAGUGGAACGAGGAGUAUGAAGUACUUCUGACAUAGGAUCUAUUAUUUUUCCACAAAAAACGUCAAUCCUCUCAAACAUAGGGACUGCCAAUUGGACACAUGUUUAUUUUGUAAUGAGAUUAGAACAAUGCUCAUUCCUGAUGGAAACCAAGAAGUUGUGUACUGAUUUUGGCCUUUUGUCAUUUUGAUACAGAAUGCUGCAGAAAUGGAAUGAUGUUGCGAAAUGUUUUGUAUUUAUUUUAUCAAAAGCUGUAAUUUAGAUAUAAACUGUGUUGCUAUUUGGCUUGGCAGCAAUCAUGCAUGCUGUUUUGAAACUUAACUGCAAAAGAUUAGGUAUUAGAACACAUCCCAUUACCCAAAGGAUCCACACUUGAUAUCAAGUCCAGGUUUCUACCAAGGGAAAUUAUAUUUGAAAACUAGGACAAGAUGGCGCCCCAUUAACAUACAGUAUAUAUUAGUUUAGAUGGGCACUGUUGAAAUGAUGAUUACUAAUACGAGCCUAACUGAACCACUGAAGGAGUGUGUGAUGUGCUAUUGUGUCUGUCUGUCGCAAAACAAUACUGAGCUCAUUUGCAGAACUCUGUUACAUGUUAAGCAAUGUGUAUAAUGCUAUUUGUCAUGUUCUUUCCAAUUUGAUUUCUUCCAAAAUAGUAAUGUAAUACUCGAGAAUGGAAAUUGUAUUAUUUAUGGUCUUGUGUUCCUAAAUAUUUAUUUUCUUUUUUUAAUGUUGUAUAUGCUGUGCAGUUUUGUACAUUGCGCAUUUGGGAAUAUGUAAAGGUCAUCGAGGACAUUUAUUCUCUUUUUUUGAAUGACCGACACUGACAGCCCAUUGCUGCUGAUAUAUUAAACUGGAUGCCAAUG
Clupea harengus (Atlantic herring) is the source of this 2863-nucleotide messenger RNA. It is a transcript of the gene elovl4a, whose product is annotated as ELOVL fatty acid elongase 4a. The record is from RefSeq and is a predicted model, not a curated record. Gene Ontology annotation, molecular function: fatty acid elongase activity. Gene Ontology annotation, cellular component: endoplasmic reticulum; endoplasmic reticulum membrane. NCBI's taxonomy places the organism in Eukaryota, Metazoa, Chordata, Actinopteri, Clupeiformes, Clupeidae. Gene Ontology annotation, biological process: fatty acid elongation, monounsaturated fatty acid; sphingolipid biosynthetic process; very long-chain fatty acid biosynthetic process.